CUCCAGCGUAUCCGUCUACAACGUGUCGCGUCCUUCGACGUCUAGCACGUGAGUUUCGACGUCAAGCACGUUAUUAUCGCCGUGAGCCCAUGUUCGUCGACUUGUGCCCGCGCUCCGAUCGUGUUUGAUGGUUUUUGAGAGCUUCGAGGAUAACUGGAUCCCGAUCGCUGUAAACAGUGUGUUGUUUUAGAAAUACGAGAAACGUCAACUUAGAUUCUCUUUUUAACUCAAAAUGAGGCAUACACAGAUCCUGCUAGCGUCGCUGCUGGCACUCUUCACCUCCACCUUCGCAACUUUCCCAACCUUCACGCCUCCGAAAGUUACCUACCGGAAGGUAGGCCCAGACCCCUACCGCCCUUACCGCUACGGCCGCUCUCCAACCACCAUCGCACCCCCUCGGUUCAACCGCUCCAUCAGCGAUAACUCAGGGUGGGUCCCCAUCUUCAAGCCAGCCGAGUCCUACGUCCACCAGAAGACCGCCACCUACCCCGCCCCGCGCUACCAAACUCACUACGUCAUCUACUACCCCUCAGUGGACCCGAAACAACCCUCACUCUACACCCCGGCUGCCCAUUCCGUGGAUCCAAAAGCCAACUCUCUCUACACCUCAGCCUACUCCGUUGAACACAAACCUUCUCUCUACACCCCGGCCUACUCCGUUGAACACAAACCUUCUCUCUACACCCCAGCCCUCACAGUGGACCACUCUCCGGCCUUGUCCGUUGUCACGCCCGCUGGGAAGCCGGUCACAACCUACGGUCAAGAUUACAAGUACGGUCAGGAAUACAAGUAUGAUUCUGAGUCGUUGAAACCUUACAAGUACGACCCUGAGGCCUUGAAGGGUUACCAGUAUGAUUCCGAGGCGCUGAAAGGUUACAAGGUUGACGCCGAGGCCCUUAAAGGAUACAAAAUUGAUGCCGAGGCUCUGAAGGGUUACAAAGUUGACGCUGAGGCUCUUAAGGGCUACAAAGUUGACACAGAAGCUCUCAAGAGUUACGCCGAGGCUUUGAAAGGAUAUAAAGUUGACGGAGAAGCUCUCAAGGGGUACGCUGAGGCUUUGAAAGGAUAUAAGUUUGAUGCGGAGGCGCUGAAAAGCUACACAGCACAAGUUGAAGCACUGAAAAGUUACGCCAGCGCUCAAGCGGAGGCAGCUAAAGGCUACACGAGCAAUACAAUCAGUUCGGACACUUCAGCAGAGUCGCACGGUACCUCAGACCCGGACCACAAGCUCUACCCAGAUACCAAACUCUACUACUACCCGCAGUCAGUGCAACCCCAAGUAUCAACCGAAGACAAGGGCGCCUCAUAUGCUCAGUACGCGCCACAGACAGAGCCGGUCUACUACUACACGGUGGCGAAGCCGCUGAGCCGGCCGUCCACCCCGAUCGAGGAGCCGGCCCAGGAACCGGCCAAGCAGGCCACCCCGGUGCCCGUCUUCAAGAAGGCCGUCGUCCAGCACUACCCGGUGAUUAGCGCGCCGCAAGAAGAGAAAAAGGCGAAGAAAGCGGUGACGGUGCUGCACUCUGGCGAGUCGCACGGACACUCGGAGGGUGAGGACGAGCACUCCGGGGACGAGAAGUACGAGUUCGGGUACCGAGUCCACGACUCGCACACGGGGAGCGAGUUCGGGCAGAUGGAGCAGCGACACGGGAGCAACUCCCGCGGGCACUACCACGUCAUGCUCCCCGACGGACGGCUCCAGGUCGUCCGCUACUACACCGACCACGAGGGCUUCCACGCCGACGUCUCAUACGAAGGCAAGGCCCACCACAUCGGGUAGGCAACCCGCUGAUCACUACCCUGCCUCGCAAGUUCCUCAAGUCUCUCAAUUUUCAAGCAGAAUCGUGCGGGUCGGAACCGGGACUAGACGUGCGAUCUAGCAACGGAGCAUGGAACCAGUCCUGUCCGGUCGGUGGCCGGUUACGCAACCAGUCUGGUCCCUCGGAAGUCCCGGGGACGCAACGGUGGCGACGCUCUUCCGCUUCAACGAACGCUGCUUCGCGGUGGCAGAAGUGCAGAACCCUGUUCGAGACCUUACCGGGAACCCUGCCCUCGGAGCAGUCGCAGCUCGCACGAGCAACGUUGUAAACAAAGGCGCAUGCACUGCCCUCUACAGGAAGAGAGUGCUUAUUGCAUGCCGGUCUUGCGCUUCAAACUCAUUCCACAUUCGUUUUAUGUAAGUGAUCGCCAUUCGAGCGUUUCAUCGAAAACCAGACUGUUGCAAAAGUCUUCGAUUUACUUUUUUUUUUUUUUUUGGGGGGGGGGGGCAAUGGAUGAAAAAAAUCAAAUGAGCGCAUGUAUACAGAGUGGUCCAAAAACCCCAUACCAUCAAUUUGAAAAAAAAACCUCAUUCAUACGAACCGAAUUUGCGGUGUUUAAUAUUGGCCGUAUCGUUCGGUUCAUAUGUAACCGCUCUCUCGGUUCUGGGAACCGUAUCCUCGGUUCAUACAACUGAGCAUUCAAACUAAACAUAACUGACAAAAAGCUCGGUUACGUGAAUAGAACAAUACGGCCGAUAUUGAACAUCAUACAUUCGGUUCAUAUGACCGUACUUUUUUUCUCAUUGCACCGGGACCAAGCGCCACUAUGUAACUUAUGACCAAAUUCAGAAAGAGACUUGAAAUUUCGUGAGUACUCUUAGGUAAAAGGAAACCAAUUUUUUUGGAAUUCCCCAACAUUUUAGAUGGACCUCUCUGAAAACGGGCAAUAUCCCUGAGGUUACAAGUGGUGGUACGGGACUGUUUGGUCACUCUGUAUACGAGAGUUGUUUAUGUACAUUUUGAUGGCCAUGGUACAAUACCGUCUGUUUGCGUACUGAAGAUUUUGGAGGAUGUAGAAAUUUUUUUUGGAGAAAUAGUAGAGCUUCUUAACAGGGGGAAAAUGUUGUACCGUUUUAAACGCAAGAAAACGCAUCAAAAUGUAUUUAACAAUAGAUUUUGAUAAUUGAACCACAUUUUGCGAAAAGGAACCAAUAUUUCUGGCUCAUUUAUAAACUCGCCCAUCUGCAUAAGUGAAACAAUCGCCCAAAAAUUUUUUCUAAAAAAAAAACCGAAUUUAUUCGUUACUUCUGGUAAAAUGUAGUUCAGUUAUGAUGUUUAUUUAGGGAUGAAAGUUUGACAUGUAGUUGCCUGAAAAAUUGAUGGAGUAACAGGUUUCUUUACAGAGGGUAUCAGUUGAGAGAAAAGCGUCAGAAAUGGUAUCAACUUGCCAUACUUGUUAACAGAUUAUAUCUGUUGAUGAACUAGUCAAAGUUUAAACGGAGUGUAUAGACUUGGUUUAUAGUUGCUCUGUUGUUUUCUAGACAUUGUACAUAAUACACAUUUUUCUUAUCCUCUUUUGAAGACGUAUUAUCUACAUUGUUAUUUUUUUGACAUUUAAAAAUUUAAAAUUUGCAGUUUAUUAUUUCGGGGGAAAAUUUAUCAAAAAGUUGAAACCAGCUAGUUAGGUUUCUUUCGGUCACUUUUAUUUGUUAAAAGUUACAAUCGGCUAUCUAUUUCUGAAAAUACCAUUCAGAGACAUAGAAAGCCAUUUAUAAUUUUAGUGAAAAUACUUGUCAAAGCCAUAUAGAAGAGACUAGGCUUAUUUUUUGUACACAAAACGUGUAUUUAUUGUUUAAAAGGAAUUAUUUAUAUUUUAUUUACCAUUUAAGAUGAAUUGAUGCGAUUAGAUGAUGUAAAGACAGUUGUGAACUUUAGGUUACCUCAUAUAGGUGAGACACCCGUAUCUUUCAUAAUAUAAGUCACUUAUUUUUAGUGUAGACAUUUUGAUUAGUGAACUAGUACACUCGAGUUUCACUGUGCAAUAUUAGUGUUAGGACAACUCAAUAAAAUCGGGCCAUUCUGCUUUAUUGAGGCUUUACAUGGAAUGUUGAACGAUCCUCGCAAAAUGGCAAGUUUUUAGAUUAAGCCUCAUUUGCCCAGAGGAGACUUGCUUCGUUAUUUUAUUUUUCGCAUUCUUCCUAAUUUUGUGCAAUAUUAGUUGUAAGUUUAGAAUUAUACCAAUAGUAUUUGCUUCUCAGGCCAAAAUAUUUCUCCUUGUUUCCUGUGUUAAUGAAAAAAUGUGAUAAUUUUCAUUUCUUUAACAAAAUGUUUUGUUUUCCGAUUAAAAGAAUCCCUUUAUGAAAAAACUGAGAGUUGCAAGAGCAUUUUCCAAAUCGAGGAUUCUUUUUUAUUGUCCAAUUGCCACAAACAAGGGAUACAGCAGAGAUUAAAAGCCCCCUAAAAAACUCAAAAAGAAAACCAAAAAAAAUCUGCCAUUUUUUCUGUACUCGGUAAAGUACUCUCAUUAAUACAAACUGUCACCUUGAAAGGACAAGAAAAAUGUCUAAGGAUACGCGCAAAAGAAAAAUCAUCAGUUCAAAAUCGCGUUUACGCCUAAACUGCUUCCUCUUGUUUGUUGGUGAUGCCCUUUCAGGUUAAAUGUAGAUUCUGCCCUUUUAUCCUACUUUUGCACACACAAAUGAAAGAUUCUACAGUGACUUUUAAAUUUAUAUAAAAAAAUUGAAAAAAAUCUAGUUUCACAAUUAGCAAAGUCACUAUUGUUUUCUACCAAAUUAUUACAGCACACUAUUUAUCUCCAUUAUGUAUACUUGUUAUCGUAUUUAUAAUUGUUUAUGUAUAAUAAAUCAUGUUUUAUACUGUUGUU
Bemisia tabaci is the source of this 4644-nucleotide messenger RNA. The record is from RefSeq and is a predicted model, not a curated record. Lineage: Eukaryota; Metazoa; Arthropoda; Insecta; Hemiptera; Aleyrodidae.